Molecule: messenger RNA, 3162 nt
Organism: Drosophila takahashii
Lineage: Eukaryota; Metazoa; Arthropoda; Insecta; Diptera; Drosophilidae
Gene: Mms19
Product: MMS19 nucleotide excision repair protein
Biological process (GO): iron-sulfur cluster assembly
Cellular component (GO): cytosolic [4Fe-4S] assembly targeting complex
Source: RefSeq, a predicted model, not a curated record
GCUAAGAUAGAUAAGGACAGUACGGCAGUUCUUAACAUUUCGGCUUAACGUGCUUAAACACAUAUUAAAUUUAGACACCACGCAAGCGACGGCGCCCGAAAUGACAACGCCCACGCGUGCCACCCUGGAGAAGGCUCUGAAGAGCGACCAGAAGCUCCUGAAGGCCGCCACCCAGAUAGCCAAGGAUUUGACCUCCAAGGCGUAUGACAUAUCCACCCUGGCCGAGGAGUUGGGCUUCGCCCUGUCCUCGCCGGACACGGAGCAGCGGGUGGCCGGAACCAACCUGCUGUCCGCCGUGCUGGUCGCUCUGCCGCAGGAUCUGCUCCGGGAGCGCCAGCUGGAGUUCCUCAGCACCUUCUACAUGGACCGGCUGCGUGACCAUCACAAUGUGAUGCCAGCCAUCAUCGACGGCAUCGACGCCCUGGUCCACAUGAAAGCUCUGCCGAGAGGACAGAUUCCCCAAAUCCUGCAGUCCUUCUUCGAGUACACCACCUGCCAGUCGCAGACGAGGAGCGACCGCACCAAGCUGUUUCACAUCUUCCAGUACCUGACGACGAACUUUAAGGAUGAGCUCCAGAAGAUGGCCGGUGAUUUUGUCUACGGCCUGAUCAAUUCCAUUGACGGCGAGCGUGACCCUCGCAACCUUGACAUCAUUUUCACCUUCAUGCCCGAAUUCUUGUCCACGUAUCCGCUGCUGCAUUUGGCCGAAGAGAUGUUCGAGAUCUUUGCUUGCUACUUUCCAAUCGACUUUAAUCCCAGCAAGCAGGAUCCGGAGGCCAUAACUCGCGAUGAAUUGGCCGUGAAGUUGACCAACUGUCUGGUGGCCAACAACGAAUUCGCGGAGGGCACCGUAGUGCUGGCCAUAGAAAAGCUGGAGAGUGAGCUGCUGGUGGCAAAACUGGACUCCAUAGAAUUGCUGCACCAAGCUGCCUUGAAAUUCCCACCCUCCGUUUUGGAGCCGCACUUCGAUCAGAUUUGGCAGGCUCUGAAAGCAGAGACCUUUCCCGGAAACGACAACGAGGAGAUCCUUAAGGCCUCGCUCAAGGCUUUGUCUGCGCUCCUAGAGAGGGCUUCCCACUUACCUGAUAUAAGCCACAGCUACCAGAGCUCUAUCCUGGGCGUAAUCCUGCCGCACCUCAGCGAUGUCAAUCAACGCCUCUUUCAUCCUGCCACCGGGAUCGCCUUGGUUUGUGUGGCGGGAGACGCGCCCUACGCAGCAGACAAGAUCCUGAACAGCUUUCUGCUCAAGUUGCAGGCCACAGACGCAGGGCCUGAACAGCGGAUCAAGAUCUAUUAUAUAGUUAGCCAGGUGUAUAAACUGUGCGCAUUGCGUGAUUCCCUGCAGAAACUCGAUACAACGAUACGUGAGUCCCUGCAGGAUGCUGUGAUUGCCUCUUUAAGACUUAUCGAACAGGAUGAUUUCGAUGCCAAGCAGGAGGACUUGGAGCUGCAGAAGGCGGCACUUUCUGUGCUCAACGAAAGUGCUCCGGUGCUCAGCGAGAAACAGCGCGCCUUGGUCUACAAAGCGCUGGUUCAGCUCAUUAGCCAUCCGUCCAUCGAUCUGGAUUUUACCGCACUUACGGUCAGUCUGGGAGCCCUGCAGCCGGUGGAAGUGCAGUCGAACUUCAUCGACGUUUGCGUGCGAAACUUCGAAAUCUUCUCCAACUUUGUAAAGCGGAAGAUAUACGCCAAUCUGUUGCCCCUGCUGCCUCAAAUGGCGUUUACUCAGCGCAUUUUGGAUUUGGUAAUGACGCAGUCGUUCAAGGAUACAACCGCAGAGCCCAUUCGUUUGCUGGCUUUAGAAGCCUUGAACAAACUGCUCGUCCUGGAGGAUCAGCGCUUCAUCGUCGAUUUGCAGCAAGAGUCCAACCUGCUUCACAAGCUCAUCGAGUUGGGUCAACACACGGAGGGUCUGUCCCUGCAGUCACUUGAGCAGAUUGCGGGCGCCCUAAGUCGCAUCACCCAGCAACUUCCCCUCUCAGAACAGAGCGCAAUAGUUAGCGAGUACCUUCCUCAACUCAAUCUAAACCAGUCUGCGGACCUGUACAUUACCAAGGGUUUGCUCGGCUACCUGCAUAAAGACAUCACACUGGAUGACCACUUUGAGCGACUUCUGACCGACUUGACCCAGCUCUCUCUCAACACGGAAAACGAACAGUUGCGCGUGAUCGCUCAUCACCUACUUUGCAGUAUGGUGAACAAGAUGGAGAGCAAUCCGGCCAACCUGAGUAAGGUUAAGAAGAUCACAGACCAGCUGAAGGCGGCCAUCAAGAAGAACGAUGUGCGGGCCGUGGAGAUCCUAGCCUGGGUUGCAAAGGGGCUAGUGGUCGCGGGAUUCGAUGAGGCUGCCGAUAUUGUUGGUGAUCUUUCUGAUCUACUGAAGCAUCCCAGUUUGAGCACUGCCGCAGCAUUGGGAUUCGAUAUCAUUGCCGCCGAAUACCCGGAACUGGAUUUGCCAGUGGUUAAGUUCCUCUACAAGCAAAAGCUCUUCCACACAAUCAUGGGAAAGAUGGGUAGCAAGCUGGCCAACUACUGUGUGCACCACUUGAAGGCGUUCGUUUACGUACUGAAAGCCACGCCACAGGCCGUCAUCAAGCUAAACAUUGAGCAGCUCGGUCCGUUGCUCUUCAAGAGCCUAGAGGAGCACAACGAGGCGCAGUCGCUGUGCAUCGCACUGGGCAUUUGUGAAAAGUUUGUGGCGCAGCAGGACGGAUACUUCCAGGCGCACUUGGCCCACCUUAUACCUAGCUGCCUGGAGCUAUCAAAAUAUAAAGCUCAGCACACAAUGCAAGUUCGCAUUGCGGCACUGCAGCUGCUCUACGACAUUACCAAGUAUCCGACCUUCGUCCUGUUGCCCCACAAAGUGGAUGUUACCCUGGCCCUUGCCGCCGCCUUAGAUGAUCCCAAGAGACUGGUGCGGAACACGGCGGUCAAGGCCAGGAAUGCCUGGUACCUGGUCGGAGCAGCUAGUGGGAACUAGCCAAGGAACAAUACCAUUCUUGUUAAUACUUUAAAGCCAAUAAGCGAACGCACAAAAUCUAGGAUCUACAUUCGUAAUUGUGUAGUUGUUUUUAUUAAGGUUUGUCGAAGAAUGUCGGACGCGGAUCGAAGGAUCAUAAUAUUAAUCGAGAUAUUAUAUCCGUUUUUUAUUAUUUAAUGCGA